AUGACUCUUCAUCGUACGUGUUUAACCUUCACAAGUCGAGGUGAUGCAUUGGAGAGGGUGGCUGCGGUGCUGGCGAAGUACCGACAAGACGACUAUUACGCGUACGAACGCGACGGAGAUUGGUUUGUCGGCCUUGGAAACCACUCGACAUUGCUCAUAGACUCUAAAGGAGAGAAUAUUACUAUAGCAAUGGGAUCGAAACAAAUAUCCCGCUCAAUUGCAGGAUCUUCUAUCUCUGCUCUCGCAAGAGAGUUCGUUGACGAGAACCUGAAAACCGGCGGCAAGAUAUUCGGUCAAGCCGGGUUUAACUAUGCUGCCCACAUCCGCAGGCAAGAGUUCAAACCUGGCCAGUGGCCACUUCUCAGCCUGCUAGUUCCAUCCAUUGAUCUCACUUUCCGACGAGAUGAGAUCACCAUCGCGGGAUUUGACGACGAUCGGGUUAGAGAACUACACGAUUUCAUCCACAAUCACCCGGCCAAUUUCGACCGUGCACAUCUUAAAACCACAGCUCGUAUCGAUACACAGGAAAACCCAGAGGAGUAUAUAUCAAGGGUUGAAAAAGCGCUGCUCGAGAUAAACAGAGGCAACUACGUCAAAGUGAUUCCAUCGCGAGCGGUGAAUAUCCAGGACAAAGUCGAUAUGCCGGCAACUCUUCUUCUUGGCCGACGAGCAAACAAUCCUGCGCGGACUUUUUCAUUGAAUCAUGCUGGGUUUCAAGCUACAGGGUUUAGCCCAGAACUAGUCAUGUCAGUGCAAGAAAGGAAAGUGAUCACUGAGCCAUUGGCUGGCACUAGAUCCUGCAAUGGGUCAGAAGCUGAAGUAGAGCGCCUCCGUAGGGAGUUAUUGAAUGAUCCGAAGGAAAUUGUGGAACAUGUCAUUUCGGUCAAAGAAGCAAUUGAAGAACUUGAGCGACUGUGUGUACCGCAUUCCGUCACCAUUGACGACUUUAUGUCAGUCCGCAUACGCGGCUCCGUUCAGCAUCUGGGUUCUCGUGUGGCAGGAAUCCUAUCGCCUGAUAAAGAUAUGUGGGAUGCUUUUGAGAUCCUGUUCCCUUCGAUCACGGCCUCGGGAAUUCCGAAGCAUACAGCGAUCCAAGCUAUCCAGCGCCUUGAACAUCAGACGAGGGAGCUCUACUCAGGUGCCGUCAUCAUGAUUGAGGACCCGGAAUGCUUUGAGGCGACACUAGUGCUACGGAGUGUAUUUCAGGAUGCAACUCGCCAAUGGAUCCAAGCUGGGGCUGGCGUCAUUUCACAAUCGAAUCCGCAACGUGAGCUGAGAGAAACCUGCGAGAAAUUGGCAAGCAUCGCUCCGUUUGUGGUUAUGGAGUCCAGGCCUUAG
This is a messenger RNA of Penicillium subrubescens, 1338 nucleotides long. RefSeq names its product putative salicylate synthetase. Gene Ontology annotation, biological process: L-tryptophan biosynthetic process. The transcript has a single exon. Lineage: Eukaryota; Fungi; Ascomycota; Eurotiomycetes; Eurotiales; Aspergillaceae. Bases 1 to 1338 code for a protein of 445 amino acids. The record is from RefSeq and is a predicted model, not a curated record. Gene Ontology annotation, molecular function: isochorismate synthase activity; oxo-acid-lyase activity.